AUGGGUAUUGAAUUCGCAGCCACCGAUGAAGAUUCAGGCAAAGUAUCCCCCGUGGAAAACUCGUGUACAGAGCCGAUGGAGGUAGCUUCUGCUGGAAGCAAAAGGUUAAGCGAACCGUUCUUCUUGAAAAAGAUAUUGCUUGAGAAAUCUGGCGAUACCAGUGAGAUGACUACAUUGGCUACGUCAGUUCAUGCCGCUAUGGUAGAGUCUGGGUUUGUUCUGUACAAUCAUGGCUCUGAUAAGUUUAGCUUCUCAAAAGAGUUAUUUUCGGUAUCCCUUAGGUACACUCUGCCUCAGUCUGACAAACAAGACUCUUGGAGCGAGGUCUUCAUGUUCUGGAGAAUGGUGAAAGAUGGUCUUGUUACUCCGUUGUUGAUUGGUCUCUGCGAGAAGUCUGGCUUGGAACUUCCACCGUGUUUGAUGCGCCUACCAACAAAGCUAAAGAUGAAGAUACUAGAGUCGCUUCAAGGAGCGAGUGUUGCGAAGAUGGCCUGCGUUUGUAAAGAACUGAUGUAUGUAGCUUCACACGAUGACUUUUGGAAACAGAGGUGCUUGGACGAAGCUAAGCUUCCCGUUAGAUAUGGAUGCGGUGAUUGGGUUAAUUGGAAGGCGAAAUUCGCCGUUUUUUGGAGGCAUCACCGAGGAGCCUUACGAAACGAACACAUUACCGCGAUGUUACACAGAUAUUGGUCUAGUCAACCGGCAAGUUUGCUUCCACCAGGAUGGGAACAUGGUCUUGGCAGGGCUGGUUUUGAGUCCUAG
Molecule: messenger RNA, 762 nt
Organism: Thlaspi arvense
Lineage: Eukaryota; Viridiplantae; Streptophyta; Magnoliopsida; Brassicales; Brassicaceae
Source: the annotation of a GenBank genome assembly